GACAAAACAAAACCAAACCAAACCAAACCUCCCUAAUUAAUGAAAAACCGUCCAACAUCCUUCUUCUCCUCCACUAACAUCGCACUUCACCUUCUCUUCCUUCUCUUGUAUAAACUUACAGCUUGUGACACCUGUUACCAUAAUCCAAAAGACCCAUUUAAUAAAAUACUAUAUAUAUUUAUAUAAAUAAAUAUGCAAAUUACAAGAAAUGAAACCAUAUUUCCAAAGCUUAUAAAAUUUAGAAAAAUAUUUUCAAAGCUGUUUCUGUUGUCUCUUUGUCUGUCCUUUGUAUAUAUAUUCAUAUAUACGUAAUUUCUUUUUCUUUCUUUCCUCCACCACAGAACGAAUGUCGGAACCAAGAAACCCUUCUUUUUGUUCCCUUUAAAUUUCCCUAAAUUCUCUCUCUGUCUUUCUAUUCCUCCCUUUUAUCAUUACCUUUCCUUUCUUUUACGUGAACCAACAAAGAUUUGUGGAAAAGAUUUCUGAGACUCGAGGGAAAAGAAAGAAAGAAAGAAAGAAAGAAAGAAAGAAAGAGAAUUUUGGACGACAUGGGAGCUUGCGCGACUAAGCCUAAGGUUUUAAGGGAUGAUGCUCAAGCUCCGGUGCCGGCUGCUGAACCGGCGGUGGAGGAGUCGGUUUCCCAAGUUAAUAAGGGGGAACGAUCGCUUCCUCUCGUAAAAGAGGUGAAAGAAAAGAAGGUUGUUGAGAAUGAAGGUGAUGAUAAGGUGAAGGAGAUCGUUGAUGACGACAAGGCUGAUGAUCAAAGUACUAAGCGACGAUCUCUCACUAACUUGUUCAAGGAGGGUGAAGAAGGAAAGGAGUCAGCAGAAAGUGUGAAGGCACCAGCAGAACCAGUGAAACAAGAAAUGGCGGUAAGUAUGAAGUCCCCCGCAGAACCACUGAAAGAAGAAUCAGCAGGAAGUGUGAAGUCACUAGAGGAGCCAGUACCAGUGAAACAAGAAUUAGUAGAAAGUAUGAAGUCCCCAGCAGAACCAGAAAAACAAGAAAUAGUAGAAAGUAUGAUGUCCCCAGCAGAGCCACUCAAACGAGUAGUAAAGAGUCCAGAAGAACUGGUGAAACAAGAAACAGCAGAAAGUAUGAAGUCACCAGCAGAACCACUGAAACAAGUAGCAGUGGAGAGUAACCCAGCAGAACCAGUGAAACAAGAAAUAGCAGAAAGUGUGAAGUCCCCAGCAGAACCACUGAAACAAAAAGCAGUGGAGAGUACCCCAGCAGAACCAGUGAAACAAGAAGCAGCGAAAAGUGUGAAGUCACCAGAGGAACCAGUGAAACAAGAAGCAGCAAAAAGUGUGAAUUCACAGGAGGAACCAGUGAAAAAAGAAUCAUUAGAGACUGAAAAACCUAAGGAGCCAACAGUCCAAGAGCCCGUGACUUCAAAUCCUGUGGAGCCAGUGAGAGUUGAACCAUCAAUGAGCAAAGAAUCUGUGGAGCCAGCGAAAGAAGGGCUAGGGACAGAAAAACCUGUGGAGUCAUUGAAACAAGUGCUGUCAAAAACUGAAAAACCUAGUGAGGCAGAGAAAGAAGAGCAGCAAGUGACUCAAAAGACAGUGGGGCCAGCGAAACAAGAACAUUCAGGAAUUGAAAAAUCUGUGGAGGUUUCAGAAACUAAGUUAACAGAAGCUGAAAAAUCUGAAAUCCCAGUUGAACCAAUUCCAUCAUUAACUAUUGGCGCUGGUCCAGUAAAGGUGGAAGCAGAGAAGGUAACUGGAGCCACACCUGAACUAGUAGAGCCCAAAAGCAAUGAAAUAUCACUGGAGAAAAAACCUGAAGAAACGAAAGUGAAUUAAGGAGUUGAGCCUCUUCAGUGAUGCCUAAAUAUGAUUUAUGAAGCCAAACUCAGAUUGAUACCAGAGAAAGGAUUAGAUAAAGAGAUGGUAGCCAACAUGAUGUGCUUUGGAUGCUUGUGAGUUUGUUUCAAUUGUUUCAGAUAUAAAUUUAAUUUUUAUUUCAUUUGGGUUUGUUCGCUAUUUUUUGUGCCAGCGAGGACGGAUGGAUUAUUAUUGGAUUAUAUAUGAAAGAGCAUAUAGAUUCUUGUUUCUGGUUUA
Messenger RNA from Hevea brasiliensis (rubber tree), 2066 nucleotides. RefSeq lists its product as uncharacterized. The transcript is spliced from 2 exons. NCBI's taxonomy places the organism in Eukaryota, Viridiplantae, Streptophyta, Magnoliopsida, Malpighiales, Euphorbiaceae. The record is from RefSeq and is a predicted model, not a curated record. The coding region runs from base 549 to 1808 and encodes 419 amino acids.